GUUCUUUCCUUCUCACGUCCUCCAUUUGUCACUUUUCUUGAAUUUCUAUAGACUCGUCUUUUUCAUUCUUCGUUCCUUCUUUCCUUUUUGAUGUUAUUGUUGAAUUCCAUGUUGAAUUGACUUUCAAAUCAACGAAAGGGAACUGAUAUUAAGUUCUUUAAUUGCGAUAAGGAAAUUUGACGACUAUGGUGUUGAAAUGAGAUCGUGUUUCUCUUUUGGCGGGAAUUAUGUGGUGAGAUUUACCUAAUAUUCUUCUUCUGGUUGAUUGAGUAAAAGUGGCAAAAGAACUGAAAGCUAUAUCUGUCCGGAAAUUGAAUGCAGAGGUAGACAUAUACUUUAGGGUUUUGAUUUUAAGGAGGUUGCGUGUGAAGAUUUACGAAAUCAUAUACAUAGCUGUUGCUAUUUGAAGUAAGGAAGAUCUGUUUGGGGAAAAAGGGAUUCGAAUCGUGAAUCGAUGGAACUGGUGCAAGAGCGUAGCAUCGACACCGAUAAGCUCAGCUACGAGAUUUUUUCGAUCCUCGAAAGCAAGUUCUUAUUCGGUUACGACGAUUCGAAGCUUUGGAAACCUAAGCAAGUUUCUCCGGAAAUAUCUGUCACGCCGACGCCAAUGGCGGUGGCUGAUGACGGUCCUGUUCAAUCUAUGAUGAACCAGAGAGGCAAAAUCUGUGUGCUCUCGAUUGAUGGCGGAGGAAUGCGGAGUAUUCUAGCAGGUAAAGCACUAGCUCAUCUAGAGAACGCGUUGAAAACGAAAUCCGGCAAUCCGAACGCGAGAAUCGCGGACUAUAUCGAUGUCGCCGCUGGUACAGGUGUCGGAGGUGUGUUCACGGCGAUGCUAUUCGGAAGCAAAAACCAGAGUGUUCCGAUUUUCACAGCGGAGGACACGUGGAGGUUUCUGGCGGAGCAAGGGAAAUGGUUGUAUCAUCAGAAAUCGAGUUCCACCGGCGGCGCCGUUGGAGGUUUAUUGAAAAGGAUUUUCCGCGGCGGAGGCGAAGGCGGUGACGGAGGGAUAAGCCAUGCCACGGCAGCAUUUGAAAAUGCAAUGAAGGAAGCAUUCGUCGUCAACGGGCAGAGUUUGACCUUAAAAGACACGUUGAAGCCGGUUUUAAUUCCCUGUUACGACCUCUCCAGCUCAGCUCCAUUUCUCUUCUCCCGAGCUGACGCCAUGGAAACAGACAGCUUCGACUUCCGGCUAUGGGAGGUCUGCCGCGCCACGUCAGCUGAACCGGACUUAUUCCAACCUGUCCCAAUGAACUCCGUCGAUGGAAAAACUCGAUGUAUUGCAGUUGACGGCGGUUUAGCCAUGAGCAACCCCACGGCGGCGGCGAUCACCCACGUGCUGCACAAUAAGCAGGAAUUUCCAUUCGUGCGCGGGGUGGAGGACCUUUUGGUACUUUCACUGGGCACCGGUCAACUUCAUGAAGGGAAUUAUGAUUACAAUCAAGUCAAAGGGUGGAAGGCUAAAGAUUGGGCUCGACCCAUGGCUCGAAUUUCCGGUGAUAGCUCCGCCGACAUGGUGGACCAUGCCGUCGCCAUGGCCUUCGGUCAGAGCCGGUGUAGCAACUACGUCCGUAUCCAGGCAAACGGGUCAACCAUGGGUCCUCACGGGGCCAAUAUUGAUGCGGAUCCUAGUCCCAACAAUGUUAACGUACUUAUUGGAAUAGCUGAUGAGAUGCUGAAACAGAAAAAUAUGGAAUCAGUAUUGUUUGGGGGUAAGAGGAUGGGAGAGCAGACCAAUUUUGAGAAACUUGAUUGGUUUGCCGAAGAAGUCGUGUUAGAGCAUCAGAGAAGGAGUUGCCGUGUUGCACCUAAUGUUGCAUUUAAGCAACCUACUCUCAAACAAACCUAAUCGCUUCAUAUGUACAAAAGUAUGUGAGGGCUAUGGACUGAAUAUUUGGGAAACAUCGGGGACUGGUUUUGGAAAUAAUUGUUUGCUAUUGCUUCAUUGCUUGUAUAUUUGAAAUUUUCUAAACGUCA
Messenger RNA from Lactuca virosa, 1974 nucleotides. Lineage: Eukaryota; Viridiplantae; Streptophyta; Magnoliopsida; Asterales; Asteraceae. The record is from the annotation of a GenBank genome assembly.